CGGUUCCCCUGAAGGAACGGCUUGAUGAAUGACGCACUGACAGGAUGCCAGGGUUCGAGAGUAGCUCUGGGGUCAUGACCUCUGAUCAGUCAGUACUGAAUGCCCUGGAAUAGUUCUGCGGCUCCCCUGAACAGACAUAUGAGGAGUUUCUGGCCUCUUUCACUCACUUGACCUCAGAUGACGUGAUGGAUGGACAUUUAACUCUGGCCUGGGAACUUGACAACACAUCCCACGGAGAGAGAGAGAGACAGGGGGAGAGAGGAGCGAAAGAUGGAGGGAAAGAGGGUAGAGGAGAGCUGCGGGGUUAUGCUGAACAGGAGAAUGAAGAGGAGUUAACACUGGACACUGGUGCUACUGUUGGAAGACUGAGUGAAGGAGAGGCUCCAAGGCUACCUGUAAAGUUUGACAACUAUGUGGGUGUCUGUGAUAAGAGCCAAGAGGAACACUCGGUGAAUGCCUCUCAAGAUGUGUGUGUGUUACCGGGAGAAGUAGAAGAUGACCUGCCAGUCUACACCGCCUCUUUCUGUCACUACACCCAGCUGGAGUUGACGUCCACAGCAAGAGAACCUAUCACACACAGCCCGCAGAGCACCGAGGAAGGCAAAACUGAAGAGGAGCUGGUGCUGCCUUUCUGUCUAGAUGAAAACUUUGACUAUGAUAAUGUUGUGCUGUCGCGAAAACAUCCCCUGAAAGAGAGCGCCAGUGGACCACGGCGAUAAACAAACUGAUUACUUUGGAAUCACCAGAGGACAGGCAAAUGAAUGUCCAAAGCACGGAACAAUCCUUAUUCUGUUUACUCGCCCCAUUGUAUUCAUUUUUAUUAAAUCUCCCUCUAUGAGCAGACAUCAGAUACCAGCUCAUUACUAUUCCCAGUGAUGUCAGAGCAGUGGGGUCUCCUCUGUGGCCUUUUUUCACACGUGGCCAUCUCACAUCUGCAGAGUGUAUCAUUCUGCAUCUCCUCUCUUGACUGGUUUGAUUUUGUUUCCAGAAGACGGUGUUGGAGUGUAUAAAGGAUGCUAAUUGUAGGUUGAGGCUUCGCUGCGUCCUGGUGGGUGGCCGAGCGUAAUUACGGUGAUUCCGCGAAGAGAAUGUGGUGGGAUGCUGUGGACCGGCGCCGUAUCGCAGAAACACAGAACUAAAGCCCGCCAGGGUCCGCGCCAAGAGUGGCCGCUCUGUUUGCCCAGUAUAAAGAACCGGUGACGUGCUGCUUUUGUGGACGUCCCGCGGGGAAAGCACUUUGGAGUGGAAAUAAUCUCGUGUCCUUACAAGCCAAGUCUUACUGUGCUUUAUUCACUGGAACAAAAGGCUGUGUGU
Chanos chanos (milkfish) is the source of this 1314-nucleotide messenger RNA. RefSeq names its product intraflagellar transport associated protein (gene iftap). Gene Ontology annotation, molecular function: intraciliary transport particle A binding. The transcript has 7 exons. NCBI's taxonomy places the organism in Eukaryota, Metazoa, Chordata, Actinopteri, Gonorynchiformes, Chanidae. Gene Ontology annotation, cellular component: 9+0 non-motile cilium; cytosol. The coding region runs from base 186 to 719 and encodes 177 amino acids. Gene Ontology annotation, biological process: acrosome reaction; spermatogenesis. The record is from RefSeq and is a predicted model, not a curated record.